GUAUCAUGGUGACGCCUUGUCCUGCCAGCCCGGCCAGCCCCGCUGCGGCAGCCGGAAGGCGGGACAACCAUCAGAACCUCCGCGCCCCAGUGAAGAAGAGCAGACGCCCGCGCCUCCGGAGGAAGGAGCCACUGCGGCCGCUGAACGCGUGUUCGCUCCCGGGAGACUCCGGCGUCUGUGACCUUUUCGAGUCCCCCAGCUCUAGCUCGGACGGCGCGGACAGCCCUGUGGCGUCUGCGGCGCGGGACUGCAGCUCCUUACUCAGUCCUACCCAGCCCUUGACCGCUCUAGAUCUCCAGACCUUCAGAGACUACGGUCAGAGCUGCUACGAUUUUCGCAAGGCACAGGAGAGCCUUUUCCAUCCGCGGGAGUCGCUGGCGCGACAGCCACAAGUGACCGCACAAUCCCGCUGUAAACUGCUCAGCUGGCUCCUGCCAGUCCACCGCCAAUUCGGCCUCUCAUUCGAGUCGCUGUGCCUGACGGUGAACACUCUGGACCGUUUCCUCCUUACCACCCCAGUAGCUGCAGACUGCUUCCAGCUGCUCGGGGUCACCUGUCUGCUCAUCGCUUGCAAGCAGGUAGAGGUGCACCCACCUCGCGUGAAACAGCUCCUAGCCCUGUGCGGUGGCGUUUUCUCCCGGCAACAGCUGUGCAACCUUGAGUGCAUCGUGUUACACAAGCUGCGCUUCAGCUUGGGCGCACCCACCAUCAACUUCUUCCUGGAGCACUUCACUCACGUUCGCGUGGAGGCGGGGCAGGUUGAGGUCACUGGAGCCCUGGAGGCUCAAACCCUGGCUCGGGGAGUGGCGGAGCUGAGCCUGGCUGAUUAUGCUUUCACCAACUACACACCUUCCCUGCUGGCCAUCUGCUGCCUGGCGCUGGCUGAUCGCAUGCUGCAGCUCCCCCAUCCGCUGGACCUUCGCCUGGGAGAGCACCCGGAGGCCGCACUGCAGGACUGUCUGGGCAAGCUGCAGAUGCUGGUGUCCAUCAACAGUGCCUCCCUGACUCACAUACUGCCUCCCCGGAUCUGGGAGAAGUGCAGCUUGCCCCAGAGUUAGAAGUAAAGGCACACCCUUGAGUUUCUUUUAUUCCCGGGCCCUGGCUCUGUGCCUGCAGGAGAGUGUGCAGUAUUAAUCCAAAGUAGAAGCUCAGGACUCCUGCCCUGUAAAUAGUGUACAGUAACGGAUUGUUAUUUAUUUUGCAGUACACAAGGGUGGGGUGACAGUCCUGGCUUGUCUAUAUGCUGCUGUUAUCGGGUCUGCCCUUCACAGGUGGUCAGUCAAGGUAGUCGCCAAUUUCAGAGUCUGUCCUCACUCCCAAUAUUUUACUCUGUAGUUAGCAGCUCCGUGAAAACAAUCUAGCAAGACUUUAGAAGCCACUGUUCCAGUAAUCAGACAAGUCAAGUUUGCCUGUCUCUAUCUUAUCCCCCUCCAGCCUGGAGGCUGAGUCUCCCUCCUCCACACCAGUGGUCCAAGGAGUGUGAGACAGAGUUGGAAGUCAUUGUAGUAGUCCCUUUUGUCCAGAAAGGCAGUGCCUGCCGCUUACUGAUGUGGGUCUGGGAAGCUUUAGGGACCAGGUAGGCAUGCUAGCAGUGGGUAGAGCAAGAGACACCCCCUGGUGCACCCCCAAGAGAUGUUGGAAAAGAAACUUUUUGCAUAAUCCUAUAGCUGUUGCAGCCUGGGCCAUCUCUGCAGUU
Messenger RNA from Microtus ochrogaster (prairie vole), 1696 nucleotides. It is a transcript of the gene Ccno, whose product is annotated as cyclin O. Lineage: Eukaryota; Metazoa; Chordata; Mammalia; Rodentia; Cricetidae. The record is from RefSeq and is a predicted model, not a curated record.